Molecule: messenger RNA, 2492 nt
Organism: Neltuma alba
Lineage: Eukaryota; Viridiplantae; Streptophyta; Magnoliopsida; Fabales; Fabaceae
Product: kinesin-like protein KIN-10C
Biological process (GO): microtubule-based movement
Cellular component (GO): kinesin complex; microtubule
Molecular function (GO): ATP hydrolysis activity; ATP binding; microtubule binding
Source: RefSeq, a predicted model, not a curated record
CUACCUCUACUUCGGAUAAUAAAUAUAUUUCGGAUAACAAAAUAAAUAAAAAAAAUCGAGAAAAGCAAGCGCAGAACAAAUCCGGUCCUCACUGUGCAUAAUUCAGAGCACGCUCUCUUCCUUCUUUUGCUGUUUUACACAGAAUCAAUAUUUUUACGGGGUUCGAGUUUCUGUAAAUCUUGACCGAUUGAGGAAGCCUAGUCUUCAUUUCGAUGGAUUCGAUUAAUGCGAAGCAAUUCGAUCCUUCCAAGGCUGACAGCGCAGGACCGAACCCAGGUCGAAAGGUUCGGGUCGUGACCAAGGUUAGGGGCUCUGCGUUUCAGGAGGGUGAGGCUCAGGCUGGAUCUUUGAGAUCCGUGGACUGGAUUUCGGUGAACAAGCCUCCCGGAGAGAGUUCAGAGGGAAUCGCAAUCUCCUUCAGGGACCAUUCCUCCAGUCGGAAAGAAUCUUACUGGGUGGACUAUUGUUAUGGGGACAACGAAGAAAAUGAAAUAAUCUAUUCAAGAGAUGUGAAGCCUCUUAUAUCUACAGUUUUUGAAGGCCAUAACAGCUCUAUUAUUGCGUAUGGGGCAAGAGGUAGUGGAAAGACUCAUGUGAUUCAGGGUUCUGCCAAGAUACCUGGCUUGUCUGUGCUUGCUGUCGCUGAGUUUCUUUCACUGGCCGAACAAAAUGGCAAAUCUAUUGCUAUAUCACUCUAUGAGGUUGAUCAUUUGGAUCAUGCUGUUGAUUUAUUAAAUCCAGAACAACCAGCCAUUUCAGUUCUGGAUGACCGAGGCCGUAUUCAAUUUAAGGGGCUUUCGCAGAUUCCAGUGAAAUCCAUUUCAGAGUUUCAGAAAGCAUACUUCACUGCUUGUGCUACUCGAAAAGCAGCCAUGAAAAAGGGAAUGACCAUGCUCGUAGGACCCAUGGGAUUAAUGGUGUAUGUCUUUUCUGAUGCUAAGGGCGCAGAAACUGGCUUUGUGGGCAAAAUGAAUUUUGUUGACUUGGCAGGUUAUGAAGAUGGCAGGAAGAAGAGUUGUGAUAGUUCUUGUCUAACUGAAACCAAUAAAAUUAACAAGUCCAUAUAUGCUUUACUAAAUGUCUGUCAUGCUUUGAGCACCAAUGAAAGUCGUGUCCCCUAUCGUGAGAGUAAACUUACGCGCAUGCUGCAGGACUCUAUGAGAGGGACAAGCCGAAUUUUGAUGGUUGUCUGCAUGAACCCGUCUUUUUGCCAAGACACUAUCUACAUGUUAAGCUUAGUAUCCCGGUCAUGUCAAGUGAUUCGCCGAGUGACUGUAGACGCCACAAAGAAAAGUGAAAGCUGUUCUGCAAGACAGAUGAUGCUUACAUCUCAUAAGGGCAAGGCACCUAAGAGUGUGUCUUCUACUGCAAAACAAAUAACUGGCUCUAAAUCACAUAUGCGUGAAAAGAAAGCUGAUGCGAUGACAUCUGCCAUAAAAGGAAGGAAAUUAUUUGAUGAUGCAAGUCAUUAUGCUAAAGCUGAGAAGGCAAGAUUGUCUGAUACCAGUUCUACUGUAGAAACCUCAGUGCAAGAAGAGGAAAAAUCAAUUGUAAUUGUUAACGAAGCAUUAUUGCCUUCAUCAUUGGAUGACUCAGUUCUAGAUGCGAGGCAUCAAGAAGAACUCAUGGAUGACUCAGUUUCAGAUGCUAGGUGUAAAGCAGAACUCAUGAUGGAAAAGGCCGCCCCUGAGAAAACUGUGGAUCACCAAAAGGAGCAUGCUCCUGAUUCUGGCAAGUACAAGAAAGCUUUAUCCACAGACUUAGUUCAGGAAGGUCAUUAUAUGGAUAAGGAAAAUGACAGUUUCAUUGCCAAUAAAAAUGAAUCACCACCAAUUAGUGCUCAACUACGUGAACUGUCAAACAAUUUGAAGCUUCUCUUAUCUUCAACCCCAAUAAGCGUGAAGAUACCAGAACAGGACUGCAUCAUGUCACUUGAAAAUCAGGUGUCUUCUGCAGAUAUUGUGGAACCCAAAACUCCUGUCAUGGAACAAACUGUGGGUAGGCGGAAUGUCGUGAAUGCUAAAAGUCCUUGGGAAGCAUACAGUGCGCGCAGUUCUGGAAUGAAGAACUCUCUUGUUCAAGAGUAUCUCAGGUUCUUAAACACUGCUAACAAGGAAGAAUUAAAAAGAUUAAAGGGGAUUGGUGAGAAAAGAGCAACGUACAUAGUGGAGCUUCGCGAAGAAUCUCCUGAACCUUUCAAGAGUCUUGAGGAUUUACAGGACAUUGGACUUUCAGCAAAGCAGAUUAAGGGGAUGAUGAAAAGGGAAGUUGGAGAACUCUUCAAUUAGCCAUGACAGCCAUUUUCCUGCGAUUUAUUAUUUGAUAUAUGUAUCAUCAUCGUCUUUGUGAUGUUUGUUUGUUUCUAUUGGAUUUGUACUGGCAACCUUAAGUUGCCCAUAUGUUGUGUAAAAUUUAACUUGAAUGAUGCUCAAUUCGGUCCAGAAGAAAUUUGAAUGAAUCUCAGAGGUCUAUGUCCUCAUUACUUUGCCUUA